Molecule: messenger RNA, 770 nt
Organism: Odobenus rosmarus divergens (Pacific walrus)
Lineage: Eukaryota; Metazoa; Chordata; Mammalia; Carnivora; Odobenidae
Gene: BIRC5
Product: baculoviral IAP repeat containing 5
Exons: 4
Coding region: 50-478 (142 amino acids)
Source: RefSeq, a predicted model, not a curated record
CAACCGCCGGAUUUGAAUCAGGUCCGCGCUCUGCGGCUGUGCCGGCGGGAUGGGCGCUUCGUCGUUGCCCCCCGCCUGGCAGCUCUACCUCAAGGACCACCGCAUUUCUACGUUCAAGAACUGGCCGUUCUUGGAGGGCUGCGCCUGCACCCCGGAGCGGAUGGCCGAGGCCGGGUUUAUCCACUGUCCCACUGAGAACGAGCCCGACUUGGCCCAGUGUUUCUUCUGCUUCAAGGAGCUGGAAGGCUGGGAGCCAGAUGAUGACCCUAUAGAGGAGCAUAAAAAGCAUUCAUCUGGUUGUGCUUUCCUUUCUGUAAAGAAGCAGUUUGAAGAAUUAACCCUCAGUGAAUUUUUGAAACUGGACAAAGAAAGAGCCAAAAACAAAAUCGCAAAGGAAACCAACAGUAAGCAGAAAGAAUUCGAAGAGGCGGCAAAGAGAGUGCGCUGUGCCAUCGAGCAGCUGACUGCCGUGGAGUGAGGCCUCUGCCGAGCGCGCUGCUCCCCGGGCUGACCCCUUCCCAGCACCUUAGGGAAGGAGAACAUUCACGAUUUGAAAUUAGAAUAUUUAAGCUAUACUUUUGUUUUUUUCUUGAAAGUGGUGCCAGAGGCUGCUUCUCUUUGUGCAGCUGGUGCUGCUGAGUCCAGUAACCGAUUCUCUCAUUUUUCUUUGGUAGUUUUUGUGCCAUUGGUUCCUGGACUUGCCAGGGUGAGAAGGUGAGAAGCGUGUUCUCGUGGGCAGAGCCCUUCCACAGUGAAGCGCCGGGGCUUCA